This is a messenger RNA of Musa acuminata subsp. malaccensis (wild Malaysian banana), 2048 nucleotides long. Its product is annotated as glucose-6-phosphate isomerase, cytosolic 1. Gene Ontology annotation, molecular function: glucose-6-phosphate isomerase activity; monosaccharide binding; carbohydrate derivative binding. Gene Ontology annotation, cellular component: cytosol. The record is from RefSeq and is a predicted model, not a curated record. Gene Ontology annotation, biological process: gluconeogenesis; glycolytic process; glucose 6-phosphate metabolic process. NCBI's taxonomy places the organism in Eukaryota, Viridiplantae, Streptophyta, Magnoliopsida, Zingiberales, Musaceae.
CUCACGAACGAUGGCGAUGCGAGUGCAUUGAAUCGACGAGCUAUCCGGAAAAGGGUUCUUGCGUUCUUGUGGAAGAGGAGGCAAGGACGUGGAUUGUGGAGUCUCGAGCGGAUUCUGAAGUCGAGACGGUAAUGGCUUCGACAGCUCUUAUAUGUGACACAGAACCAUGGAAGGACUUGAAGGAACAUAUUAAUGUGAUAGAAAAGACACACUUACGAGAUCUGAUGAAUGACGUCGAUCGGUGCCAGUCGAUGAUGGUAGAGUUUGAUGGAAUUAUUUUGGACUAUUCACGGCAACGUGCUCGCCUUGACACUACAGAAAAGCUUUUCAAACUAGCAGAGGCAGCGGAUCUUAGGAAAAAAAUUGACAGCAUGUACAAUGGAGAGCACAUAAACAGUACUGAGAAUAGGUCCGUUCUGCAUAUUGCUUUGCGAGCUCCAAGAGAUAAAGUUAUUUGCAGUGAUGGGAAAAAUGUGGUACCUGAUGUUUGGGAUGUCUUGGACAAGAUUAAAGAUUUCUCUGAUCGGGUGCGAAGUGGAUCUUGGGUUGGAGCGACAGGGAAGGCAUUAAAAGAUGUUGUGGCCAUUGGUAUUGGUGGCAGCUUUUUAGGCCCAUUAUUUGUGCACACUGCUCUUCAGACAGAUCCAGAGUCUGCAGAUUGUGCCAAAGGACGACAGCUGCGAUUUCUUGCAAAUGUGGAUCCAGUUGAUGUGGCUAGAAAUCUCAAGGGAUUAAAUCCUGAAACUACCUUAGUUGUGGUCGUCUCAAAGACUUUUACAACAGCUGAAACCAUGCUGAAUGCUAGAACAAUGAGGGAAUGGAUCUCGUCAGCUCUUGGGGCUCAGGCAGUUGCAAAGCACAUGGUGGCAGUCAGUACAAAUCUUACGCUAGUAGAGAAGUUUGGUAUUGACCCUGCUAAUGCUUUUGCAUUUUGGGAUUGGGUUGGUGGUCGCUAUAGUGUUUGCAGUGCUGUUGGUGUACUUCCAUUGUCUCUCCAGUAUGGUUUUCCAAUUGUUGAGAAGUUUCUGAAAGGUGCUUCUAACAUUGAUAACCAUUUCUACUCCACUUCAUUUGAAAGGAACCUACCUGUACUUCUAGGUUUGUUGAGUGUGUGGAAUGUUACAUUUCUUGGAUAUCCUGCAAGAGCCAUCUUGCCUUAUGCUCAGGCACUUGAGAAGUUUGCCCCGCAUAUUCAGCAGGUUAGCAUGGAGAGUAAUGGAAAAGGUGUCUCAAUUGAUGGUGUUCCACUUCCCUUCGAAGCUGGCGAAAUAGAUUUCGGAGAGCCUGGAACAAAUGGUCAGCACAGCUUCUAUCAGCUAAUUCAUCAAGGAAGAGUGAUUCCUUGUGAUUUUAUAGGCUCAAUCAAGAGUCAGCAGCCAAUUUACCUAAAAGGGGAAGUAGUUAGUAACCAUGAUGAGCUCAUGUCAAACUUUUUUGCACAGCCGGAUGCUCUUGCUUAUGGGAAGAAUCCAGAACAGUUACUUCAUGAGAAUGUACCUGACCACCUUAUUCCUCACAAGACCUUUUCUGGCAACCGGCCAUCUCUGAGUCUACUAUUACCCUCAUUUGAUGCUUAUAAUAUUGGGCAGCUACUAGCAAUCUAUGAGCAUAGAAUUGCAGUUGAAGGCUUCAUAUGGGGGAUCAACUCUUUUGACCAGUGGGGUGUGGAGUUAGGGAAGGUACUGGCAACUCAAGUUAGGAAGCAACUGCACUUGUCUCGCACAGAAGGAGGGCCUGUUCAGGGCUUUAACUUUAGCACAACCACUCUGUUAACAAAAUACCUUGAGGUCGAACCUGGUAACCCAUCUGAUUCAAAUGAGCUGCCAAGGCUGUAACUUGGAUCAGCCUUAUACACCACACAUAUCCUAUGUUUUAAGCUUUUUCUGUCGGCCACGAAAUAAAACUUUUGAGUUUUCAUAUUUCAGGAAUCAGUACUCUGGCAUUUGUGAUGAUUGUAAUAUGUAUGACAUCAAGCAGUCAUGUUUUGACCAACCCUUGCCUUCUAUAUUUGACACGAUAAUACGAGUGCAUCGAUUUAUGUUUGGAUC